GAAUAUAUUCAAAACAUUAGCAUUUUCAGACAAAAAUCAUCAACUAAAUUACCGAUUUCUGCCUAAAAUCAUGGUUCAUUUUCGUUGAUUAACUGUUCAAGGGUAGAUGUGUUGGGUAAAUCCGAUAAUUACCCCAUGAAAUUAAGAUGGCUUACCAGGGUGAAAUGGUAUCGGACCUGUGUCUGAGGACCAUUCUUGAAGAUGGUGUCCCAAGUCCUCAAUCCUUGGAAGAACUGAUGCGCAAGUUAGAUGUUCAGCUUGGCUUCAAUAGACGACAACUUGAGAGGGUUGUGAAUGACAUUGUAAAUGAUGUGAACAACUUGCCAGGGAACCGAGUUUUCACGACUGCAACAGAUGCAAUAGAGCACAUGUCAGAACAUCAUAUACUGGAAAAGACGUCUUGUUUUGACCCUGAUCCAGAGGAUGUGACCCGUCUUCUAAAACAUGUGCUGUCAGUCUUGGAGAAGUGUCCAGGAAGUGAAGAAACCACACUGCAAAGCCUGCUGCAAUUGUCAUCAGAGGAAGGAAUAAUUCUACCAAUCAGGUCAUCGACAGCAGAUCAGGUGACCGAAUCAAUGAUGUCAAUCAACACGGUAACAGAUUCUAGUGAGCAGUUGAAUGAGUCGCUCUGGGGUGAGAUCUGUAUGAGGUUACGGCGAUCAUUUAUUGAUGGUUUGAAUAAACUUCCAAUCAACAUCCAACAGACUGCAAUCAACUUGGAUAAAGACAGGCGGUUAGAUUACCUCCAGAGUUUGUGCUCCCUGUACCCCUCGGAUGAUAUCUGGGCACGUUACAAAGGUCUUCGAUGUCAACAGGUUGAUCGCUGUAUUGGUAAUCUCCUCAUGCCUCACGGACGAAGUCUUGAUCUCCCAACAUUUGCUGACAACUUCGAAGAGCUGGCGAAUGUCAUCAUUGUCAUGAUUGAUGAGGACUUCAUCAUCCUGAACUCGGGGAUAUUCAAGCGAAACGUAAAGCCAUUCCAAGCCCUUCAUGAGAUAUUCCAGGAUAAACUUUCAGACGAGAUCUCUGCAGUCAUGGAUAAUAUCAUUGAUGAAUUAAUCAUCACGCAAAAUGGAAGCCGACAGUCCUACCAUGCUCAUUCCUCAGGACUUAUGAGCAACUUGAAAUCCGGGAUAAGUCAUGUCAGCCGUAAGGGUGCAUCAAAAAGUUUAGACAGUUUAUUGAUAAAGUCAGAGGACAUGGGGACAGAAUUGAUUCUGCCCGCAAGUCAUGUGCAUGCCCUUACGACUAUCAUCUCGGCCACUUAUGCCGUGGACUGUCAUGUUGAGACGCUGUAUCAGAGGAUGACUUGGGAGGUGUUUGGGAAUCAGAAGAAGAAAAACCUCAAGUCAAGCCUGAAAGCUACAGGGCAGACUCCUACACCACCUGACCUCUCCCGUCGUAGGCCCAGCCUCCGGAGCAGUGAGACAACCGCUUUGCUGCCUGAUGCUAUCCCACCACCAUUUGGUGCUACCUUGGCGAUGAUGGCCGAAGGUGGUUCAUCAAACCUCCGAGUAAUUGAGAAAGCAUUCCAUGAAGACAAGCCACCUUGGCAGUGGAAGGAGCUGUUUGUAAAGUUAGUGCCUGACAUAGCACGAGCAAUGGAGAAGAUUAUCCGUGAGACGUCAAGUGCAGCACUGGAAGAUGAAUGGCAGGAGAUCUUGAAUAAUCAUGAGUUGAAGACGGAGGAGCUGUGUGAGAUCAUGAUGGGAGGCAAGCUUGAUUACCCCAGGGUGAUACUCAAGAGUAUUGCAAGGACAUUUCAGGAGAUAGAUGAGUUGGUACCCCUGGCUGCAAUAGGUAGUGAAACAUGCUUUCACUUACUCAGAACAACAUUUGUAGAAUGUACCACACAGCAAAUGAAGAACUUCUAUGCCAGGCUGAAUAAGAUAUGUGAUCAAGUUCCUCAGAAGUUGCCCAUGAAUGGUUUUUACAUUGCCCUGGCCAGUGCCGCUUUCAUCAGGAAUCAUCUCCUGCACUUUGAUACUGUGCUCACUGUGGAAGAAGGAAGCAAGAAGCUGUUCCUUACACUGUAUCGACAGUUCUGUGACCUGGUUGAUACCAUAUCACGUCAGAUUGUUGAGUAUCACAAUGGUCUUCUAGCAAACUCGUUCCUACAGGAUGCUGACAGUCACCACUGGGAAGACUCAAAAGAGUUCUAUGAUGACCAGUCGUGCUCCUUGUCUAUUCUGAUGUGGAACCUCCAUAUGAAGGCCACCCAGCAUGACCUGUGGCAGUUUGGCCCGCCGAGAUUAGCGCAGAGUAUGUUUGCUGCGAUCAUCCAGGAGUCGCUACUGGUGAUGGCUCAGAGAUAUUGUCGGGUCAAACCAGCCUAUAGAAGAACAAGACAGUUCAGAUGCGAUAUCCUAUCAAUCCUUCUGUGUGCUAGUCAACUUUUGCUGCCUGGAAGUAACACAUCCAGUCGGAUGAUGGAUGCUAGCUCAGAACAGACGACACACUUCUCAAUCCAUAACUCCUGUACAUCGCUGGUGGCCGCCAUGGCUAUUGUAGUAUCACCACUUGAGUUUCUCUACAAGACUUUCAAGAAAGGCUUCAGCAAGAAGCGAAUCGGCAAUGAAGAAAGAGAAGGUGUCCAUGGAAAACCAACUGAUUGGCUCGCGCUAAUCUGGCCACAUCUGUUCCAGGCAGGAUUCUCAGACCUUGAUGACAUGCAAACGACAUCAGCCUUGUACCUUCAACUCAAGUUGUUCAGUGUUCAACCAGAACCGAACUUCCCCAUGAUGCUUCAGGCCCUACUGAUGAAAGACUUCACACUGCCGAUAAUGAUUCUAACACAACCAAUGGGAAAACUUAAACGUGUUCGAUCGCAGGCAUCAUCCCCGAGUAAAAGUUGCGGCAUGGCCUGCUGCCUUGGUGAACAGUGUCACUCAAUCACAAAACGCCAAGCGGAGAAUCUUUUCGUACCAUUUGUGACCAUCUUGAUUAAGUGUUCUUGUAGCCCUGAUGCUCUGGGCAAGGUACUGCUCUCAGUCAUUGGAAGAUCUGGAGACUGGGGCCUGUUUGAAGCUAACUCAAUGCCAGGAAAAAAUUCUGAUAUCCCGUUGUGGUUAGAUGCAAUCCAUGAAGCGCUGGUUCCAUUCAUCAACCGUGUUAUGACGCCAGCUUUGCAGAUAAUUCUAAAGCAGCCUGCACCGAAGAUGGACCCGUUAUGGAACUACCUCCAUGAGCUUCCCUGUGGAUGUAAACCUCUCAACAUCGGUGACUGGAGUAAAUCUAAAUAUGCCACUCCACCUCAGCAUGCUGAACAAGGGGAUCGUGAUAAAACUGAUAAAACUGAUAGCACAGGAGAAGGAACACAAACUCCUACUCCUGAGGCUGAGACUUCAAGAGAAAUGGUGGACAAUGCCCUUAAAGCUCUAUUGACACAGAUCUUUGAAGAAGUCUACUGCAUUCCAACAGCUCUGUGUACAUUCUUCCAACUGGUUCAGGACAAGUUGCGAGAAUUAGAAUUGCCCAAUGCUCAUCAUUCUGUAGGGUUACUUGUAAUAGGGAACCUCCUUCGCAUGAAACUCAGUGAUUAUACUUAUGUUGAGGCCGUGACUGGACAGCCAGUGCGCCCUGCAUCCAAGGACAACCUGUUGAUGCUGGCUGAUUGUGCUUAUACUGUUCUUGCUCAAUUUACAAAGUGUAAGGGUACUGGUACCCCAAGGUUGGCUAACUCCUUUGUGAGAUAUCAUCGCCAGUGGCUACAAGAGAAGAUGGAUAUACUAUUGGAUUAUUUCUGGAGACCACAAUUUGCUGUUCCUGAAACUAAAAUCCUGGAUGGUGCCACUGCAGACUUCAGAGAGCAGUACCUCAUUCCUGUUGCAAGUAGUAUCCUGGAGACUUCCGAAGGUCAUCGUUCAUUGAUCCAGAUCUACAACUUGCUCCAGAACAACAUGACAUGGUUAUUGGGUCAGCUGGAUGUGCCCCCACUCCUGGGAAGCAGGGGUGAGACCACAGAAGUGGGGGAAUUCCAUGUAAACAUGGAACAGCCUCCAAUCUGUGGAUUCAAUCCAAUCAAGCAAGCUUCCAAAAUAGGAAACGAACCAUUCAAUCAUGAGGCUAUUGGGAACUUCAAUAUCAAUUGGCAGUCGUUGCUGCAGAGUGAUCUUGGCCUGAGUGAGAUAGGAUUCAGGACUCUGCUCUUCAACCGCCACGAGAUGCAGGAAGGGGCUUACUUGGAAGAAGUUGAGAAGAAACCUGUUCAUGUGCUCAAGAUGAGGUAUGAUGUGGAAUCGGCUGAGAUCACUUAAUAUUGUAACAGUAAAAGUAAAGUUUAAGGAAGCUUUGUUUAUCAUAAUGUAACCCACUGAAAGGACCAGCUAGAACCAGUUUUAUGUGACAGUCUUAUGAUAACAUCUCUUGUCCAGAUGACCCCUUUAAAUCAAAGAUUUUAUUAACAUGUACUGUACAAUGAUAUUCAGCUGUAAACAGAGUUCCAAUGUUGUGAUGUAAAUUUGUCCAUUUAUUUAUUUUUGUAACUUUUAUUUUACAUACGUAGUGCAAUUUACAGGUAUUACUUAUCUUUACUUAUUUUCAUGGUUUAAUACUUAUAUUAAACAUACAAAGACACAAUCAUAAUGCCAGGACAGAUUAAUAAGACUUUAUCAAAACAUAUCCAUCCCACCUGAAAAAUCAGCGACCCGCCUUGUUUUCUAUCUUCAUUUAUGCCUCCUGUUUAAUUUAGCCUUCAAAUGAAACAGGGAAUAACGCAGAACAGACACACGCCUUGUUGGGUAGUUUCCUUCAUGUUCUUGUAAGCUUACAUGGAGUUCUAGUUCAGUGUGAAGAUACUGAUACUAAUUCAUGAUAAGUACAUGUAGAAUCGAACUGUGGCUGUUGUUAACAUGAAUAUGUUUUGUGAGGGGAGAAUACAGUACUACAAGUAUAUGCAUAUUGGGUAUUGUAACGAUGUAUUGAUUUAAAGACAAAAAUGAGACACUUCUUUCCUUUAAAGGGAGAUAAUAGGCAGGACUCCACGAGGCCAGAUUAUCAAGGCUGACAAUAUGUGUCCCACAUGUGCAUGGAAUAGUGAAGCCUGUCCUAACUACACCUAUUAGUCACCUGAAGACCUGUUUUAACCCCUAGUUCCUGCCUAUAGUUCCCAUUUAAAGAAUGACAAUGCUUCAUGUGCGCAUUAUUGCAAAGCUUAGUGUAUUGUUCCAAUUAGGAUGGGCUGGCCUUUAUCAUAUCAGCAGUCAUGACAUAUCAAAUAAUGUUGUAGUUUAUGUUUUACAUGGUCUGGCAAGUGUUACUGUUCAUCAUAGUGCCAAAUCCAGUAAGUUAAUACUGCUAUUGUGAUAUUUUACCGAUGGAAUAAAAGUAUUGAAAUGAAA
This is a messenger RNA of Lineus longissimus, 5339 nucleotides long. RefSeq lists its product as uncharacterized. The record is from RefSeq and is a predicted model, not a curated record. The transcript has 21 exons. Bases 147 to 4256 code for a protein of 1369 amino acids. Lineage: Eukaryota; Metazoa; Nemertea; Pilidiophora; Heteronemertea; Lineidae.